This is a messenger RNA of Paramacrobiotus metropolitanus, 2532 nucleotides long. RefSeq names its product P2X purinoceptor 4-like. The record is from RefSeq and is a predicted model, not a curated record. The coding region runs from base 371 to 1585 and encodes 404 amino acids. NCBI's taxonomy places the organism in Eukaryota, Metazoa, Tardigrada, Eutardigrada, Parachela, Macrobiotidae. Gene Ontology annotation, biological process: monoatomic cation transmembrane transport; response to ATP. The transcript has 12 exons. Gene Ontology annotation, molecular function: extracellularly ATP-gated monoatomic cation channel activity; purinergic nucleotide receptor activity. Gene Ontology annotation, cellular component: nuclear inner membrane; plasma membrane.
UAUGCAUCCAUGAUAGUUUUCAAUAAAAUGCCUAAUGCAAAGCCCCAUAUGUGAGGAAAAACAGCACCGGUUUAAGUAGUAAUCGAUAAUGGACCAAAUGGGCAAUCGGCACUUUAUAUGGCAGCCAUCGCGGGGAGGGGUGGGAAUAACGCUGCAAUCAUUGCACAUGGCUGCCGGCACUGUGUUCGCUUUAAUGCGUUAUAUACCGGGGCGACGACAGACUUCAACGCCAACACAUGUGCCGACUUCCGGUCUGACUGUCCAGUCGCGCGAACCACCAUCUCGCCGAUCAUCACCCAGGAACAAAAUUAACUUUACGUGUCGCCUGUCGCUGCUCGGACAGAGUCAUGUCCCGUGUGUGAAUUAGGCAAUGGCGGCCACUUAUGCUGAUCAUAAUCACUGGAGCGUUUUCCUGCGCGGAUUGCUCAACAAAUUCACCAAAUAUGAGACAUCACGCGGAGUGGAAUUCAAAUCACCUGCCAUUGGAUUAUGCAAUCGUUUGGUGCAGUUGAUUGUUCUGUCAUAUAUUGUGGGGAUUGUCUUUGUGGCCGACAAAGGUUACCAAGAAUUCGAUACGGGUGAAAGCAGCGUGGUGGCUAAGGUCAAGGGAAAUCAAGCGCAUAUCAACAAAGACGCUGCCGCUGCUGACAUGUUUAAUGUCGAAGGUGGUGUGACAUGGGACGCAACCGAUGUUGUCAUCCCACCAUUGGAAAACAACGCGUUGUUCAUCAUGACUAAAGUGUCCAUGACGCCCAAACAGGUUCAAGGCAAGUGUCCAGAGGAAUUUCAAAUUAACGUCAACGAAACAAAGUGCUACAAAGACGAUGACUGCAAAAUCGGGACCACAGUCCACUUCGGUCACGGCUUCCACUCAGGCAGCUGCGUGGCCUCCACCGGCACUUGUGAAGUGCACGCGUGGUGCCCGUUAGAGGACGAUAAACGACGAUCAAUAGUCCUCUCGGGUGGGGAGAACUUAACGAUACUCGUGAAGAAUUUCGUAAUGUUCCCGCGGAUGCGAAUUCGCAGGCGGAAUUUGGGCGAACUGCCGGAGCGUUACGUUAAGCAUUGCACGUACGAUCCGGUUUCCGAUCCAUUGUGUCCCAUCUUCGUAUUGAAGGACAUUGCACGUCUGGCUGGCGGGGAUUUUCUCAGCAUGGCAACGCAUGGAGCUGUUGUGAGUUUUGCAAUUCACUGGGAUUGCAAUUUGGAUUUUCACAUUCGCCACUGCAUGCCAACAUACUCGUUUCGUCGGCUAGAUGAUCCCAAAGAAACCAACUCUCCUGGAUGGUCUUUCCGAAUAUCGGGAUACUGGCUGGACAACGAUGAACAAGCACGUUAUUUGUUAAAGGCCACCGGGAUUCGGAUCGUUUUUAACGUAUACGCUGUCGCCGGGCGUUUCAGUAUUGUAAAGUUCACCAUGAAUCUGGGAUCGGGACUGGGUCUUCUCGGCAUGGCCACUCUAUUAUGUGAUUACAUCCUCUUCAACUGUGCUAGACCGGAAGUCAGGAGGGAACGAGAGCGUCUGGCGGUUGUCGACGUCGGGACAACUCCCAUUCUGCGCCGUGACAGCCGACUGCCACGCUGACGUCGUUAUUGUUUGACUGGGGAAAUACGGACGAGCGGUGUUUGUAUUAAUAGAAUGGAUUAUAAAGCGAGUGUACAUUUUUCUUGUUUGUACCGAGCAAACUAUUCUAAGAUGCAAUUUCCUAGGGUAGUGGUUAAUUCCCGAUAAACCGCUUAUAAAAAUCACGAACAAUAAAUUAAAUUUUAAGGCAGUAUUAUUUUUCAGAGCAAACGCCCAGAAAUUAUUCCAUAAAUAUAUAUAAAAUGUUUUCAGCUGAUUUAUUUUUUUGUUCUACAGGGCCGCUUUGAGCAAACUGGAAACCUUUUUUGUUCCUUUUGUACAUAAAUAUGCAGUAAAUUUUUGAUUAAGGCUCUAUUUAAAAAUAGAUGCUACUUAUCUUGUACGUUCUGUAAUUUGCAAAACCAAUUUGACAUCAGAAGCGACACGGAUCAGUUAAAACAAUUAAAAAACCAUAUUAAUAACAAACAAAUCGGCAAAAAUCUUUCGCAAGCCACUGGCAUGAUGACAUCCAUUACAUUAAGCUGUUUGGUCCACCGGCUUUGUCUUAUCCUGAAUGUACUUUUCGGCCUUCUUCAGCAGUGCAUCCGCUUCCACAUAGCCGCUGACCUUUACCGCAUCGCUCAAUGGCAACCACCACGCCGCGUUAUGUGCAUCGCCGGUGACCUUAAUAUUCUUGGCAUUGCCUUUACUCUUAUCGUUAUCCUUGGCUUUCUCUCCCGUUAUGAACUCCGCCAAGCCGUACCAGAUUUUCUUGAUCUCCUUCCGCACUGAGUACUGCAUCUUGAAGGAGAAGUCGUCGAACACCUUCAAAUCGCGGCUCUCCAGCCCGGUUUCCUUCAGUGUCUCUUGAAGAGCUGCUUCUCGAUCGUUUUCCGUUUCGAUGUAGCCUGUUCAAACAUAAAAUGCCGUACUUCUAUGGAAUACAGAGCUGCUAACGGCGACCCAUA